Molecule: messenger RNA, 811 nt
Organism: Durusdinium trenchii
Lineage: Eukaryota; Dinophyceae; Suessiales; Symbiodiniaceae
Source: the annotation of a GenBank genome assembly
GUUCAUUCCGCUGUUUGUAGAAGUGAACUAUAAAGCGUUCUCAACGGACACAUUUGUGGCUCCAUGGGCCAACUUUGCGGGCCUGGAGUGCUUUGUGAUUUGGACAAGGUCACCGGAGACCGUCAGUUAGGGGAUGAGGCCACGCGGAAGGUGGACCAAUUGGCACUUGAGCUUCGUAUCCUGAAGGACGAGAAUUAUCGUAUACGCGAGGAGCAGUUGCGCUUGGAGAAGGAACUGAAACAGGCCAGACCCGCCGACCGAGAGGCACAGGGUCGUGGAAGAAGCAAUCAGGAUCGAAGAUCAGGUGACUUGGACAUCAGGACCCCUAGUCACGAAGACCAGCAGCUCUUGUACAUGAAGGAAGUGAUUCGAAGCUUGCAGGCUGAAAACUCCCGUUUGAAGAAAGGUGAAAAAGUUUCGGUCAAUGCUUCUUCUGGUGUCACUGAGGAGGAAUAUCGACGUCUUGAAGGGCAACUUCGGAUGCUUCAGCGGCAGCAUGGUCGUAUGCAGGCAGGCUCUACAGGAGUUUCCACAGCUGUCUCCGGAGUCUCGACUCCGCUUUCGUCCUUUGGAGAGGACACACGAGUGAGAGCAUUGGCCAGCCGCUAUGAGGCGCUUCACCGUGAACAAGAAGAGUUGCGAAACAAGGUGCGUCGAUUGGCCCGGGGCUAGUGUGUUUCAAGGUUUCUCAGAGUGUCCCGAUUCGCACAGUGUUCCAAGUGUUCCGUGCCGAUGACUGUACUAUUGUCUCACCCCUCGCCAAAGCGCGGGACUCGGGACAUUUUUUGAGAACCAAGAUUUCGUUUUGAGA